AUGCAGCGGCUAGCAACCAACUCUCCAAGCUUUCUUAUGGACCGCAAUGUCAACGUCACGACCGCAAUCUUGCAGCUGCUGUGGUCGAUUCAAAUGCACUGUAGCAUUGCGAAUAUUCGAUUAAGUAGAAGUUUGCGUGAUUUUUUUCAAGAAGGGCUACGAAGCGAAUACGGGGAGCCGCUUCGAAAGGCAUUUUUGAACGAAUGCAUUGAUGGAAUCAAGAAAUCGUGCUUGUUGUCAAACGUGACACCAGAUUCUGCAGUAUUGUUGCCCUCUGCAGCUCUUGGCAACAGCAACUCAGUUAUGUCUUCUUCGUCUGUGACAUCGGUGGAGGUAACAAACAAGGAUGCCACAGCGUCCAAGUCAUUGGAGCUUCUUAAAUUUCUUAUUGACUCUUACCGAAUGGACCAGGCUCUUGUGGUGGAAUCACUCAAUUUGGAGCAUGGUUUGGUAAGUUUAUUGUUUGACGAGCUUGCGACGUUUGUGGCUCGACGAACCGAUAAGCAGUCACCCAGUUAUCGCACCGCUAUUGGGCAUCGCUUAGAAUUGAUACACUAUGUUCACGUAAAGUCACCGAAGCUGGAGCUAUCGAUCCCACAGAUUGAACGUUUGUGGAAGGUACUCUCGUCAUCACCUGCUGAACGUGAAUUUUGUUUGAUAUUUUUUAAUCAAACGAGCAUACGCUGCGGUCACCAACAAGGUGGAACAGCACCUGUUGCAAACAUGGUUGGUGGAUCGAUUAGCUCAGCCUUCAACUUGGACGUAUGCUUCUACGUUUUCAAUGAGCUGUUGUGCAAACAAACUGACUUCCGAACACUAGGAUCUAUGGGCUACAAGUGUUUUAAUACUUACUUUGUGGGAUUAAACGCGCAACAGAAGCUGAUGCAGCGCGCCAAUGCGCCUUCAGACAACACGCUGAAUCUUCUCGGAAUGGAUGCUCUAUGGCGUAUCGCAUUUGAGGCUCCUCUUGAAGUCGCCGAAAUGGCUACACGUGAGUUGCUUCGUGUUUAUGAGCGAUCGUCUGCUGAGCUGAGCCACGAGGGUGAAGGCGAAUCCGAUGAAGGUGUAAAAGAUUUUUUGUCUCGUGUGUUUAAGCAGCUAUCUACGGUGAAGGACAGCUCACCAGACUCACUGAAGUUGGUGCAGCAAUGUUCAAAUCUUCUGACAGGACUGGUGUCUAGUGCUCGGAACAAGCAUACGUUUGUUCCACACGGUCUAAGCGGUCGCGGCGCAUACUUCACAGUCAAGAUAAUAGCCCAACGAAUUCCUUCAUCGAACGUGAGCGGGGUGGGAGCUUCUGCGACAGCAGCUUCGGGUCACGACAAUGUGGUUCGAACAAUGCAAGCAUCCGCGUACUCGAAUCAGACAUUGUGGUUAUUUCGCAAACAGAUCGAGAAGUUAGUAAACCAUCCCAUGCAGCAGUCAAAAAUCCUUUCGUCUGGGUCGGCGAUCAUAGGAGAUCAAAAAACUCUCGCAGACUUGCAGAUCACGGAGUCCAGUGAAGUGCGUGUACUGAUGUUCAACUCCAUCGUGCAACGUUCUAGUCCCAAUAUGAUGGACCAAGACUUAAUGAUUUCAAUGGGCAAGGGGUCGCCUUCUUCUUUGUCCGCUGCGCCCAAGUCUCACCCUGGUCUAGUGAUUGCUCGUAAUGCUUCUUAUUUUGAGGUGCUUUUCCGUGUGCUCGACAUUGUGGAGGGACAUUCUGCCCACGAGUUGCUUUGGGCCAUUUUAAAGCAAAUACCUACUAGUGAAGAGCUGUUGAACCGUGUUUCUAACAUUGGCACAGCUUCGAUGAGCGAUGGCGAUGUGAGUAUGAGUAUUUCCUCGGUUCAACCCGCUAAAGAAGAAAACAAGCCCGAUUGGUCAUCUUUGGUGAAAGGAAUAUCAUCUCACCAGGCAAUUUACACUCUCCAAAUAAUGGAUGCGUUGUUACUUCCUUCGGAGGUUGCUAAGAUCCCGUUUGCUCAGACUUAUCUCCAGCGCUUUAUUUCUGGAGGCGGAUUUCACGAAGUGCUUUCGUAUUUUAUAAGCGCAAAUUUCCACAAGAGCUCCUUUAAUGAAGGUGCUGCAGUGGCUCUUCGUAUUCUAAAGUUUUGUUUGUUCGAUUCGGGCCAUGAUAAUGGGCUGUAUUUAGCGACUGCAAACGGAGAGACCCCGGAUGAUGUGUUUCGUGGUAUGGGCUCGGUGACUACCGACCUUGAUAAGGGCGUCGAUGUGGAAACACAUAGGACCAAAAUUAUCGUGGAGCAGAGUCGGUACGAUCAGUUGGUGCUGAAGAUUGCAGAGCUUGUGGGAUCUGAGUACGCGCGAGUCGAGGAAACAACUUCUGCCGACAAGACUGCAUAUCGAAUUUUUGUUGAUGCCGUAAAGACCGUGGAGUCAAUAGUGUCGAUUGCGCAUGAUGCAGCAGCAAAGUACAUCAAAGCGCUAGAGCCACGGGCAAUUAUUACCAUUAUUUUCACGAAGGUUGAAUCAGAGCAUGUCCGGGACCAGUGGCUUUCGUCACUGGAAUCCGUAUGUAAGGCGUCCGAUGCAGCAGCUGAAGUGGUAUUUGAAGAGUGCAUACAAUCUAUCGAUCGUAUUGAGAGCGUGACUGCGCCGUGCGAUCAGUAUAAACGCAUACUUUGCUCUUUGGCACGUCUUGAGGGCGGCAAUGCAUCCUCGAAUUGCCAAAAGCUUGCCCAGGCUGUGGUGGCAAAAUUACGUCAUGGCUUUUCGAGGAAAUUUUUAGCCUGUAACGAGCGCUCUGGUGAAGUCUUGAUCGGGUUCUUGGAGUUUUUGCGUGAAGUGCUUGUGGUGCACGCCGAUGUGCGAGCCGAAAUUGCCCGCGAGAUUGUAGACGUCGUCUAUGAAGAGUGUUUGUUCACUUUGCCUUCUGAAAAUCGACGUCGCUGUCCGCUGUGCCUGUCGCUGGAGACAAGACGUCCUGCAUUCAGGCUGCUAGCGAGCGCAAUUUCUUCGGACGCCAGUAUCUUGCAUAACUUGCGUGACCGUCUUAUCCGGCUGUUUACGCGAAGUGAUGCUUUGCGAUUCAAGUGGGGUCAAGAGAACAACAUUGAAACACGUGGCAACGGUGAGCACGUUGGACUCAAAAAUCAAGGCUGUUCGUGCUACAUGAAUUCGUUCUUGCAGCAGUUGUUCAUGCAUCCCACUCUACGCCAAGGACUACUGGGUGCCAAGGUGGCACUCCGCCCCACUCCACAAGAACCUACGAAAUCAGAGGCAGAAAGUUUUCCAGAACGCUUGCACAUGAUGCGAUACGAGAAUGGAAGCGAGGCAAGUUUUGUGCUGGCAGAGGGGCGACCAGGAAAUGAAAAUGGGCGUUAUGUUAUUUUGCAACCGGAGUUGACGGGCACUGACGCGACGUUGGAAGUUCUUCGUCAACUUCAGCGCACGUUUUGCUACUUGCGUGACAGUGAAAUGCGUUAUUUCAACCCGAAGGCAUUUGUCGACUCAUGCACGUGUCUAAACUUGGAGUUCUCGGUCUAUCAGCAGAAUGACGCGACCGAAUUUUGUGAUAAACUAUUAGAUCGUUUAGAGACGGGCCUUAAGACGACACCUCAGGGUACGAGAUGUUUGCAGGACGUACUUGGCGGCAAGCUCAUAUCUCAAAAGCUUCCGAAGGAUUGCGGACACCGCUACGAACGUGAAGAGCCAUUUAUCCGCUUAGAGUUACAGAUCCGUGGAAAGGAAAGCAUUGAGGAGUCGCUCUUAGCUUUUGUCGAAGGGGAACUCAUGGACGGUGACAACAAGGUGGAAUGUGAGCUUUGUGCGACAAAAAAGGCUGCGGUGCGCCGCACCUGCUUUGGAUCGCUACCAAAUCUGUUGAUUCUUCAUUUAAAGCGUUUUGAUCUGGAUUACACAACGUUUGAGACAGUCAAGUUGAACAAUCGGUGUUCGUUUCCCAUGCGUCUGAGUAUGAAACCAUACACUAAGGCAGGCAUUGAAGAGCAGGAAGCGCGCUCUAACUUGCAGCAAGAUCGCGAAGAAACGUCGACUGAUGAAGACAUGGCCUCUGACGAUUCGAGCGACUCGGAUGAAUUCAUCACCGACGUCAACGGCGAGGCACCAGCGGUUCCAGCUUCAGCGUCACCUAUGUCAGAUAUUAAACUUGCUGCUUCACCACAAAGUGCGACUGGCGGAAGCAGCGUUGAAGGCGAUGAAAGAAGCAGCGUCAAGUCGGAUCCUAACUACGAAUACCGCCUGAAGGGCAUUUUGGUGCACUCUGGUGUAGCACAAGGCGGCCACUAUUAUUCGUUUAUUUACGACCAUAUGUCUGAAAAGUGGUUUAAAUAUGACGACGAAGACGUGACGCCGUUUGACCCUAGCAAUAUCGAGGCUGAGUGCUUUGGUGGAGUUCAGCGACGCUCAUGGCACGGAUCAAACAACUCUAUGGAGAUGGAAGUCUUUAGCAAUGCACUCAUGCUGUAUUACGAGAAAGUUGUCCCCGUUGAACCUGCAUCUGUACUCGUUGCUAAGGCCGUGACUGACUCGGAGACUUCUACUGACGUUGUUGUUGCUGCUCCUGAUGAAGAACAUUGUGAGUACGAAGCUGAAGUUUGGAAGUCUAACGAGAUAUUCCUGCAAAACUCGUACCUGUUUGAUGUCGAAUUUCACGAGUUCUUGCGCGAGAUGGUGCAGUCCCAGUACAUCAAAGCAACGCAAGUCCCAGCCACGGAAGAGGAUCUAAUGGCUUUACCACCUUCGCCGCAGCUAAACAAAGCUGUGGCUUUGCCGGCUGCACCGGUAGUAUCAGCAGUCUCGUCAGCUCGAGCUGACGACGAAAUUCAAAUGGCACUAAUGGAAAUUGGAGUUGAGUUUGUUUUGAGCGUGCUAUUACAUUCGCGUGAAAAACAAGGAAUUGCACGAUGGAUUACUGUGAUUGCAUCCAAGUUCGCGCGUUCCAAAGCUAUAUGUGUACGCUUUUUCUCGGCUCUAUCGACGUCAAAGCGAGUUGUGUGGUUGCGUGGAUUGCUGUUCGAGUGCCCGGACUCGAUUGCGCGCCAGUCAUUUGUACACCUAGUAUCUCGAGCACUUACGGCGUACGAGGCUCAUACGAAGGAAGAGCAAACUGCAUCGAAUGAAGCGAGCGCUGAAGUAGCGGUUGCUGCUGAUGCAGCAAUCAUUCGUGCGUUUGUGGAGGCUAUCGCUUCUUUCUUGGAUCAGACAUCGAUAACACAGCAGUCCCAUUUGGAGGAGUGUUUUCUGCUCAUACGCAACUGCGCUGAAAUCAGUGUCACGGCGCGUACUCAGUUGCAACAGGUUGAGAUGAUUGCGCGCUUAAUCAACUUCUUCCUUUAUGAACGGGGCCCAAGUGUGUUGAAAGAUGCAUUUCCAUCCUCGACGUUGCAACCGACAGCUUCACGGUAUGCGUCGCCGGACUACCAGUAUCUGCUCGAGGCUGUUAUCGCAGUGCUAGGACUGCCUAGGCGUACGACGGAACCUUUGCUCAUGGAGAGUAGCACGCAGUACCCGCACCGCACCAUUUUGUCGGAGAAAGCCGAGCGCGCGCUGACAGAAAUAUUUGAAGACUACCAGAAACUAGGAGGCGCGGAUGGCAACCCAGGUUUGGGCCUCGAAGAGCUUAAAAAGUACUUUUCCGUGUCACUCAGCAGUGCUGUAAACAGUCCAGUAGUUGAACAGCAGGCUCGGAGUAUGCUAGCUAAAUACGGCACUCCACCAGAUGACGCAGCAAAGGACGAAUUUGGAACAAGUGCUUCACGCAUUGAGCUUGAUGGUUUUAUGCUGUUCUAUACGGACAUGGCAGGAUCAUCGACUAAGUCAGUGCUGCAGCAUCUCCGUGCUUUUGGCUUCAGUGAGGAUCUCCGGCGUCACUUAUCAAGUGGAGACUUGCCAACCGGGAGUCAAGUUCUUGAGGGAUUGAGUGCUCUAAGUUGCGAAGCGUUGCUUAACGAUGUGUUCUUUGACUCCGCCCUUGAGGAAGAGGCAGAAACGACGUCGGAGUUGCUGUUACGGUUGAGUUUGGGAGAUCAGGAGACAUCUCGGCGUCUAUUGCGUGCUCUUUUGCACUGCCUCCAGAGCACUGAGCCGGGAUGGAAAGGGCAACCCGUCGUCGACGCAUGCGCUCUAGCGGUACAGCGUGUGCUAGGCUAUGAAUGUGCAUAUCAGAAAGAGCUUGUGGAUCUGGCGCUGGCUCACAACGACUACGGCUUGCUUAGUUCAGCGCGAAGCCGAGAGAAUUUGCGCCCACAAUAUGCGAGUGCCACGCACGCUCCGCUUUUCGUGUACCGGCAACUGGUUUUAGUGCUGGAGCUGCGUGCACGUGUGCCUGCCGUCAGUGCGUGGUUAGAUGAGCAUCGAAGCGAAUGGGAAUGGUUAUAUGAGUGGCUGCGUCUAGAGUCUCUUCAACCUAGCCUGGGUGGACGUUUGUCUUUACUGAGACGCGAGCCAGCGAAACAGGAGAUGCUGUGGCGGUUGAGUGAAGCGUUGGGUAUCCCAUACCAGGAGGAACAACGGCGAUACGUGGUAGAAGGUGCGGGAUAUGCCCCCGUCAAUGGUGUGUACGUUAGUACAUCUCACAUUCACGACAACUGCUUGACGUACGCUUGCGUGAAGAGCGACAUUGAGUACACGCUUUUCCGAUGCUGCAUGCCUAGCAAGGCCCGACGUUGGUAUAUUUCCUACUCUCCGAACAAGAACCUGCUCGGAACGAUGUCGGACGAAGAUUUUUACUUUGUACAGUCGCACAUUGAUGACGAGUCUCCGCCAGUUGAUGGGUGGAAGGUGUGGAUCAAGAACGAGAAGGCCAAGCCUCCCGUGCCAACGGUUCGUCUCUAUAGCUCUACAGUUGCCGCACUACAUGGUAAAGGUGACGCCGUAGAUGCAUCUGAUUUAGUUGAUGGUUACAUGGCCGGAGGUGGGUUUUCCGAGCGCGAAGAGGGACUGAGUGCUCCAAUCGUGCCGUCAUCUGACAUGGUCGUAGAGACUGUGGAUGUCGACGCGGACGCAGAGACAGUGGAGUAUGAUGACAGUGAGGACGAGAUCCGCGAUAGCAACGAGCGCUUUCAAGCGGUGCAUUUGGAUACACAGGAAGACGGCAGCGGAACGGACGAUUUCAUGUAA
Molecule: messenger RNA, 7083 nt
Organism: Peronospora belbahrii
Lineage: Eukaryota; Oomycota; Peronosporomycetes; Peronosporales; Peronosporaceae
Source: the annotation of a GenBank genome assembly